AAUGAAGGACAAAAGAAAAUACUUUGUCAUAUUUUUAAUCGUAUGUAAACACCGAGACACCAUCGUAUCGAGAAGUCUAAUUCAAAAUUAUUAUCGAAGAAAAGAUAAAAACUAAAGUAAACAAGAGUAAGGAGACUACAAGAGAGAGAAAGAGAGAGAGAGAGAGAGAGAGAGAGAGAGAGAGAGAGAGAGAGAGAGAGAGAGAGAGAACGAAAACAGUGUAUCAAAAGUAAGAGCAAUCAGAUAUUAUAUUUAGGCGGCAGAAGGGGAAAGUUUCGGUUGCUCUCGGCUUUCCGAAAGCGGGUUCUCUUUGUCCAAUCACUCAAGGAUUCACGGCAAGAUGGCGCUCGGUAAGAGGCGUUCAAUGAUUGGUCGAUUAGACGACACGCGAAGUUGCCGAGAGCAGUCGCUCUCACGUCCUCGUAGCGGGCGCGUCGAAUACGUUCGUGGUUCGUUUGUGUGAUAGUGUGAAAGAGAGAGGGGGUAUAUCGUGCGCGUUCCUUUUCUCAUCACAGUCUGUUCUCUCUCUCCCUCCCAUUUCUGUCUGUCGUUCGGUGCCGUCUGCGCUCUCGCUCCCACCCGGCCAAGUAGGAAGCCAGGCAGCAGCCACCCUCUCUCGCUUUGUACCCUCGCAACGGUGGUAGCGACGACGAUGCGAGAAACGUAAUGGCCACCGUGGGCCUAGGAUAGAUAAAAGAGAGCAACUCCUUUUCUCUUUGUAUCUUUGUCGGUCUGGUCUUCUUUCAUCGAAAGUAUCGUGCAAGAAAGAGACGACAUAGGAUCGGUGUUACGAGAAAGACAGAGAGAGAGAGAGAGAGAGAGGAGACCGUUCGGACGUUAGUCCGUUUCGUUCGUCGCGGUCUGUCGGUGAAAAGUGCGUGAGCAAGAAACAAGAGAAGAAGAAGAAGAAGAUAAGCACCGUUGUUGGUGCAUCCUUAGUGUUACUUAUGUGUGCCAGCCAUUAUCGAGCGUUCUUCGCUCCAGCGAUCCCCGAGGUGCGGAGGACGGGAUUGGAUUAUAUUAUAUCACUUUGCCUUAUCGUCCAGUACAUCGCGGAUUCUACCCUUCGUACCGAAGAUACAUCAAAAAGUGGGUUCGAGAGACGACGGGAUAGUUCGGAUCAAUGACUUACUUCGCUUCCUUCCAACGUCCUAACGACGUCCUAUUAUUAGGGCAUCGUUCAUUGUUCACCGAUCAUAAUAGCUACCGCUGUUGGUCGUAAAAAAAAUGUAUCGGCUUUCUAAUGUGGAUCAAGGACUAAGUAAACCGCAUUCAUUUCGUUAACAAAAAAGGCGCGCAUGAAGCAUGAAAAAAUAUCACGGAUUUCUUCUCUGCACCUUCGCCGAAUAUUGGAAAAUCAGUCUCCGUUUGAUAUUUGGAAUCGAAUGUUCCUCGAGGAUAUUUAUCUGUGAUGAUCUCGAAUAGAGAUAACGUUGGAUCAAGAAAACCAGGCCCGAGGAUGUCUCCCGCAGACCGAAAUAAAUAAGUUUCUUUUUUUUUUUCUUUCUUCUUCGGAAAGAUAAUUUUUCGGCCAUGCCAUUAUAAUAGGAGUCAAACAAAGUGCUCUACCAAGAUCUUUUAUUCAUCCCUAUCGGAUGAUUUCAAUUCGAGUAAAAGAAUUGAUCGGGCUAUGAUAAAGCUGGGAGAUAUUCGAGUGAUAUUGGAGUCUGGUGGUCAAAUUAAUACCAGUCAAUGUGGAACAAAAUGUGACGGGCUAAUCGAAUGCUAUUAACCUGUCAAGAUAUUACGAAUGACUGAGAAGAACAGACACUCACAUACAUACAUAUAUAUGUAUAUAUAUAUAAUUAUAUGUCUAAGAAUGUAGAAAUAUCUAUGAAAGAUUUAUUGACUGAUUUGAGAUUCUAAAAAUGACUAUAAUACCUACGAAUACUAGAGCGACGAUGCUCGGUAGGUAAGAAAAGGACUGGCCCUUCUCUCUCUUUUCAUUUCCCAGCCCAUGAUCGAAAAAUAUUGAAUAAUUCAAAGGAAGAUCUUUUUCGCUCUUCCGAUGCGUCAAUAAAAGAGGAAGGCGCAAAUGGGAAUAGAAUAGUAAUCGCAAAGACUGGUCCUCGUAAGUGUCCUUAUUUCGAGAAACCUCCCCACCGUCGUCUUCUUUAGGUCGUUCUGCUGCCUACUACUACUAUUACUACACUACUACUACUGCUACUAUUACUAUAACUACACUACUACGCUACCAUCACCAUCACCUUGGCUCUUCGUCGGCACUCCUUUCUCCCGGUUAUGGAAUGAGCCGGCGUUCGACCAGAAUACUUGGACGUUCGCGGGCUCGCAUAAACAUUAUCGAGCAUCAUGAUAGGAACGAUGCGCUUGCUUCUCUCGUCAUUCUUAAUUACCAUGCAAUUUUGUGUGAACGUUUGCCUGUCAAGCGGUGACGGUGGCCCUAAUAGUCCUAUCUUCAACUUAGAUCAUACGGCGUUAGAGAAGAAUCUCGCUGCGAUAUUUAUCAAGGUCGCACACAGUUCGGCCACCACGAAACGUAGCGUACCUGCUUAUGACGCUCAAGUUUCAGCCAGUACUACCUUAUCGACCGUACCGUCGCCUUUAACAACCUUCACCACCGCUACGACCACAACGGCGACUAAGUCAACGACGACAACGACGACAACGACGACUAGAGCUAUAACAACCUCUGCGAUUAAUCCCUCGUUACAUUCUAUAAGAAUUCCAGUACCUCGUGCUACAGCAUCCUCGGGCAUACGCGAUUUACCAUCGUAUGCACCGCCUUCGCGAGCCUUGUUUACACCACCCCUGCCGCCGGAGUACCUUCAUCCAUUCGCCGACAAGCCAACGCUUAGGGGGACAAAUUCUGACGUACAUACUGGCGCAAGAAGGCCCGUACCACCCCCUAGUCUUACCCCCGCGCACGAGAGAAUACCAAUCAGGCCACCUGACCUAGUACAAGUGCCUGCUUCCCAUGGUCCAGAGAGACACUCGCAUUCCAGAAAUAAAGCCAUCAAUACGAGCAACGCCAAUUCAAAAUCCGGGCUUGACUUCGCCGAGAACGAGAAGAGAAAUAACUCGAACGAGUUCGUACCGACUCUUCAUUAUCCAAGUAUAUCGCGCAUUCUUUCCGGUAGCAAUGGUAGAAAACAAGACAUUCCCGAGAUUCUUUUGAAACCACUUGCUACAAAGAGCCCGUUGCAGAACGUACCACUGGUUAUAACGACCGAGAGAAUGAGUACGUCGACGACGAUGUUAGUAACGACGACAACCGCUACAGGAACGACUACUAUGAUGCCGAUGACGAGUACGGUCGAUCCGUUUAGAAAGGUUACUCAACCGACUAUCUUCAACCUGCCAAAUACGAGAAGACAGGAGAACGACGGUGAUUAUCAACAUGGCCUGAGAACGGAGAACGGUUUCAAGACGGAUAAUAUCGAGAUAGUCGAUACAGAAAGACUGCCAUAUCCUCAACCUCAACCACCAGCACCACCGUCGAAGAAACCAAACGACAAGGGCGGUGAUUCUUUGGUACCUCACAUAGACACGCAUCCUUUAGAAUCGACUUGGAAAAUCGCCUGGUCUCUUCACGUUUACGUCGCAGCCAUCAUGUUUACCCUGAUGGCGUUGUACUCGAUCUACAAGAUCGUUCGUUUCAACGAAGCUACCAAUCUUCUUACCCAGUCGUACUUCCUCGCCGUUCAUCUUCUCUUGACGACCGUCUGUACUCUGAGGUGUUUUCAUCUGUUCUACGAUGCCUACAAUUUGGGCCAUUCUUUGCCGGAACCGUUGUCACGGGUUUUAAUGUACUUACCGGCACCGUUGUUGUCGGCAGCCUUUGCAACGCUCGUGCUGUAUUUAGCCCGAUGCUCCGAGGCACCGUCGCUGAACAACAAACUCUUAUCUCCAGCUGCCCUAGUUUUAUUCUCAACCGUUCACAUAGUUCUCUGCGUCUCUCUCCACGUGUCCACUCACGUGUUAGGUUAUCGAGAUGAAGCAGAGAUAUUGCCCCUAGUUUGUCAGUGUAUCUACAUCAUUGUCUGCGUUACACUCGGCCUCUGUUAUGUUUACGUGUAUCGUGUCGUACGCUCGCAAAUACACAUUACGAACAAUAAGACUGCUGGUGUCAAUCACGUGGUCGCUGGCAUCGAUCCUUCGACCGUGGCAUUGAGUACGGCCAUUACGACGACUACAGCGACAGCAAUGCUCUUCAUACUGAUGGGUUUUGUUCAGCUUUACGGUAUAUUUGGCAUACGUGAACGUUCUCAGCCUUAUCCUUGGCUCUGGUGGGGUUGGCAGUUCUCCGUCAGGUUACUGGAACUCUCCGUUUGUGGGCUAUUGGUUUGGGUCGCUAGUCUCUCGCAGUAUCCCCUACGAGAGAAACAACUCCAACAACAUCCAGCUCAUUCGGGUUUUGCCCUCUUCCCAUGUGGGAGUUCCACGUCUACGGAGAACAUGGACGAUGUAUUGUAUCCAGCGAUAUGCAGCACCAAUCAAGCGAUACAAAAUUAUACCAUGAGGACUGGAAAACAAGUCUACGACGACAGUUUUCCACUUAACACGUUGCCCGAACAUUUGAACAUAUCAGGUACCUUCGAAAGGCAUUCCAUUCGCAAGUCCGGCACGAUGGGUCAUUUUCCGCAUGAAGGCCGGGGAUCAUUGAGUCGUCAUGGCAACGGUGUGCAAACUUUGAGAAAUUCCGAAAGUCGGGGCAGGCAUACACCUGUUCCAGCUUUACACGAGCAAGCUCCGACAACUGGGUCUACGAUGCUGGUGGCGGAAGACGGCUUCGUCAGGUUUCGAAGUUUAGGUGCGGAAGAAGACGAGUUGUCUGAUAGCCAGAGUAUGGUGGGAACUCAUGGUAGAGGGAGUUCGUUGGCUGGUAGCGUUAGAUUUAACGCGAGGCAUACUAAUAUUCAACAUCAACAUCAGCAUUCGCAACACCAGCAUCAACAUCAGCAUCAACACUCGUUGCAACAUUCUCACCCGAGCCAACAUCAGACGAGUCAUCAUCAACUCUACAACAAUACGUAGAGAUUCGUCGUCGUGCUAAAUUAUUACGAUGAUGCAGCUUAGUGAACCUAUUUCAUCGUUUAUCAGCUGGAUACGUCAAACGGCUCGAUAAUUCGAUGGACUUUUUCGAACAAAUGAAUAUAUCGCGUUAAUUAUAUAUAGAAAUAUAUAUAUAUAUAUAUAUACAUUUCACACACGUACACACAUACACACAUGCCAAUUGAGAGAACUAAUGAUCGUUAGGUAAAAAGCGUAAGACGCUUUUUCGUCGACAUUGUCGUAUAAUGUCCGAGUACUUUUUUUAAUUUGUAUAUCUUUGCGAAACGCGGUAUCGCGUUGUCAUCGUCAUCGAAAAAAAAAAGAAAAGAAAAGGAAAAACGUGAAAAGUGUUCCAGUGCGCUCUACGCGAGUGUCGAUUUGUACCUCGCGAACUAAACUUUCUUGGACUACUCUCGUUUCAUCAUGCAGGGGUAAGGGACGAAAGUCCUUAGAUAGACCAAAAGUUUUUAGGCGAUAUUAAAAAUCAAUUUUACCAUUUUUAGAGACAUUUGGGUUAAUCUCUCUCUCUUUUUUUUUUUUUUGUUCUUUUUCACAGAUUGUAAAACUACGACUAUAGCUCGUCAAACUACAAAACCAGCACCUGUCACAAGUCUCAAAAAAAAUAAAAAGAGUAAUUGAUUUUUGUAAUCACGUAGGAACUUUUGGGCUGUUCUGUAUUAUCGCGAAAAAGAAGAUAUUGUCUCCCCCUUGUUGUAUAGAAAAAAAAUCAUUCCUAUAUAUUUCUCGCUCCUCUCCUUUUUACGUGUUAUUAUCAUCACGUCUUAUUAACACGCGUAUCAUCUAACUUUGCGAGUCGAGCCGCUACCCCUACUCUAAUGUACUUAUAUUUAUUUUCUAUCUUCUAAUAGGCGAAGAAAGAAAGAAAGAAAGGAAGGAAGAAUGAAAGAAAGAAAGCAAACAAGUAAACAAGUAUACGGCGAAUUCUCGUUCAUGAAAACGGGAUUCAUGUAUCUGGAUAGUCCAGGGUAUUUCGAGUCGUAACGUUAUUAAAAUUAGGCACUUGGUACUUAAUAAGAUGAUAAAUACGUGUGAUUGAAAAGAAAAAAAAAAUAAUGAAAAGCUAUACGGUGUCUCUCCCUCGACGUAAUGAAAUGGAAGCAAACUUUACUCUCAUAUAUAUUUUAUCAUUUUUUUAUUUUUUAUUAUUAUUAUUAUUAGUAGUAUUAUUAUUGUUAUUAUUAUUAUUCUCUAUCCGAUUAAUAUUAAACUCGGCUGUGUGGAAUGGACUGAAAGAACAAACAAUUAAAUUUUUUCUUUUUUUUUCUUUGUUUAUAUACUGGUAAUUUAUAUUCAUAAUAAUAACGAUGAUGACGAUGAUAAUAAUAAUAGCAAUAAUAAUACAAAUAAAAAAUAAUAAUAAUAGAUGGUCGAUGAAAAAAAUAUUUUGUCCUUUGUUCAAUAUGGCGCUAUAUAAUACGUAAAUCACACAUCUGCCGACUUUAAAUUUUCGCGUGUAUUGAAAACGACGUCCGCUUUACUGAUGUUCAAUGGGAGAUAUAUUUUUCAAUCAAGAAUACCCAUACAUAAAAAAAAAAAAAGUAAAAGUCUAUCACGAUUUCUCAAACGUAAAUUAUUAUUUACAAAAAGAAAAAAAAAAACGCGAUUCUCUCAAAAACGGUAUAUUCUAAAAGGAGACUUAUUCUCUUAUUGAAAGCUAAUUAUUGUCGAGCCAAACGAAAAAAGAAUACACCGUUUGUACAGUCAAUAUCAAUAAUUGAUAAUUUAAUCGAUCGAUCGAUACGAAUGUACAUUUCAUUCAUCGUCCAACAACCCUCUUUGAGCCCUGAUAAAAAAUUUAUUAGUUGUAUUUAAAAAAUAUCAAUUGAACAAUCAAUUUUGAUAUCGAUGUUCCUUUUAGCGCAUGUCAAAGUUAUUUAUAAAAUAUAAUGCAUUUAUCAUCAAUGCUCUUAUAUAUUAUAUUUUGGAAGAUUCGUCAAUUGUUGAUCAUGCAAAAAAUAAAAACAAAAGAUAGGAGAAGUUCACGUAAUAUUUAUUGCUAUUGCAAACACACGUGCAUUCACGUUAAGUUUUCUCUUGCCAAGUUGCAAUAAGGUCAUGUGAUGAAAUCAAUGAGAAAAAGAGUUAUUUUAGAAAUAAUAUCAGAAUGUGCAUGGUCAUAGUAUUGGCGCAUUGUGUAAUUUUAACAUUAUACUUUUAUAGAAGAGGCUAUAGAGGGUUUAGUUUAAGUCAUAAAAACAUUGAACAUGUGUUUAAUUUGUUAUUAAGAUUUAGCAUUAAGUUAGACAUAUGAUAUAUAUAUAUAUAUAUAUAUAUAUAUAUAUAUCAUCAAUUUUUUAGCGAUCAAAUACAAGCGAAUAAGUAAGACAAUUUGAAUUUACAUACGAGCCAGUGAUUAUUUUUCUUAUUUUUGUAUUUUUAUAUAUAUUUUUUUUUUGUAUUUUUUUUAUUUACUUUCCUUCUCAGAACCUAAUGGUACAAAGUAGGAGUUUCUACUUUUCCUUUCGUAUAUUAAUAUAUAGGCUUAAGCAAUCGUGCAGUCUGUAUGUUUAUAUUGACAUUGUAAAUACGGUACAUAUACACGGGCUCUCAUAAUUGAUGAUAAAUAUAUUUGUCACACGGUAGAUUUUUACAUGAAAAAACGAUUAAAAAAUCUAUCGGUAGGUUGUGCGCAGUUUGAAUUUUUGACAUUAUAUCUCAAUUGUAAAUUCCAAUGAACAACACGCUCUCAUUUGUUAAUUUAUAACAGAAAUCUGUAUUUAUUAUCUGAAAAACAUUCCACAGAGAGAAAGAGAGAGAGAGAGAGAGAGAGAAGCGAAUUAGUGGAAUUUUAUUGCUAUUUUAGAUUAACAUAGUACUCGAGAGAGAAAGAGGGAAAGAGAGAGAGAGAGAGAGAGAGAGAGAGAGAGAGAAAGAGAGAAAGAAAAGAAAGAGAAAGAGGAACAAAUGUGUAAAUAAAAGCUUUUUGCGAAAUAUUA
Molecule: messenger RNA, 7970 nt
Organism: Vespula vulgaris
Lineage: Eukaryota; Metazoa; Arthropoda; Insecta; Hymenoptera; Vespidae
Exons: 4
Coding region: 2311-4995 (894 amino acids)
Source: RefSeq, a predicted model, not a curated record